AAUAAAAGAACGCAUCCAAUAAAAAAAAGUGAUAUGAAAAAGAUUGUUUAAAAGAAAUAAAAAAAAAAUAAAAAGGAGUUCAUUUUGACCACAUACCAUGUAUUUAAAUUAUAAUUACUAAUAAUAUUUUAAAUACUAUGUAAUAUAUGAUAAUAGUGUCAAAUAUUCAUUUUCAAAUAAAUAAAUUGAUGGAGUUAAGUAGGUGAGAUGGAGAAGAUAAUCUUCCUUGCUUGAAUCCGCAAUGAAUCUUGCCUUUGAAAUGUUAGCAUUUUUCUUCAAAUUAUGGUUUCUCAAUUGAAUGAAUUUAAUUGGUUUUACACAUUCAUGUAAUGCUGAGUUUAGUUACAACAUACGGGGAAUUCAUUUCAUCAAUUACUCUCUUGGGUCUCUUCCUCCAAACAAACUAAGUUGAUUUAUUUAUGUUGUAGAUCCACUGGCCAGUCAGCAUGAAAAGGGGAUCAGCCGGAUUCGAGAAAGAAAAUUUGGAUAAACCCGACAUUCCCAGCACAUGGAGAGCAAUGGAGGCACUCUAUGAUUCAGGCAAGACUAGAGCCAUAGGAGUGAGCAAUUUCUCUUCAAAGAAGCUUCAUGAUUUGUUGGAUAUAGCAAGAGUUCCUCCUGCUGUUAACCAAGUGGAAUGCCACCCUGGAUGGCUGCAGCCAAAGUUGCAUGCAUUAUGUGAAUCCAAAGGAAUUCAUCUAUCUGGAUAUUCUCCACUAGGCUCACCAGGAGUUCUGAAAAGUGACAUUCUUAAGAAUCUUGUAGUCACAGAGGUUGCAGAGAAAUUGGGGAAGACACCAGCACAAGUUUCCCUUAGAUGGGGAUUGCAAACAGGUCACAGUGUGCUUCCUAAGAGCACUACUGAGUCCAGAAUCAAGGAAAACUUUGAUGUCUUUGACUGGUCUAUUCCUGAAGACCUGAUUCCAAAGUUUUCUGAAAUGACGCAGGCAAGUAGUUCGUUACUAACUAUGAGUAUAUAUGACCAAGUUUUAUGUUCUUUCUCUUGAUAUGCAUUUUCUCUACUUCUUUUACUACAUUGCAUUAUGCUUGUGUCUCACUUAGAAGCUUCAUUUUUUGAAUUAACACUUGGAUUUUACUCGUGCAGGAUAGGUUAAUUAAGGGCAAUUUUUUUGUUGACGAGACCUAUGGCGCUUAUAAGACAAUUGAAGAACUCUAGGAUGGUAAACUCUGAGCAAUGUUUUGUACUGGGACUACACACCACCCGGUCAAAGUCAACACUAAAUACACCCCUUCGGCCUUGGAAAAGACUGAGAUGUACCCAAAAUGCAAAACAUACGCGAGUACCCCCUUUAG
Cajanus cajan (pigeon pea) is the source of this 1314-nucleotide messenger RNA. RefSeq names its product NADPH-dependent aldo-keto reductase, chloroplastic. NCBI's taxonomy places the organism in Eukaryota, Viridiplantae, Streptophyta, Magnoliopsida, Fabales, Fabaceae. The record is from RefSeq and is a predicted model, not a curated record. Gene Ontology annotation, molecular function: oxidoreductase activity.